GCUAGCUCCUAAAAUCAUGAUUCCUCCCCACUUUCUCCUUGUAGCGCUCCCGAACCGCGGUGCUAUGAACCUGGCCCUCCAGCUGGCUGAGCGCCUCGCCCGCAUCGGCAGUUAGGUUACUUUCCUCACCACCGUGUUUGCCCACCGCCACAUGAUCGAUCCGGUUCGCCUUGAAGGUGUAACCUUCACCACGUUCUCCAAUGGCUAUGACGACGGGCAUAGGCCAGGGACUGACUCCGAGCGCUUCCACGCCGAGAUGAAGCGGCAGGGGUCAGAAGCUCUUAGAGGCAUCAUCGACCAUAGUUCUGGACGAGGCCUCAGGUUCACAUGCGUGCUCCACACGAUAAUCCCUUGGGUCGACGAUGUUGCUCGUUCCCUUCAAAUCAAAUCCGUUCUCGUUUGGAUUCAACCUGCUACCAUGUUCAGCAUAUACUACUAUUACUUCAAUGGCUACGAGGAUGUCAUUAAGAACAUUACAAGCCAAAGCUGUGAUACUACGUCGCUCAUCCAGUUGCCCGGCCUACCGUCACUAAACAACCGUGAUGUCCCCUUGUUUUUCAACCUUGAAAACAAGUAUGCUUUGGCUCUUCCAAAUUGCGAAGCCAAUUCGAGCAGCUAAAAGAGGAGGGAAAUCCAAAAGUAGUACUUGUGAACACCUUUGAUGCGCUUGAACUCGAGGUAUUAAGAGAGAUCGGUACACUGAAUAUGGUCGGAAUCGGGCCCCUUGUCCCAAUUCGUUUCCUAAAUGUGCAAAAUCAUAAUUCUUCUAAUAAAUCUUCUAGAGGAGACCACUUUCGGGGCUCUGAGGAUUAUAUUAAAUGGUUGAAUUCAAAGGAGGAAGCGUCGUUAAUUUAUGUAGCCUUUGGAAGCAUAGCAACAUUAUCGAAGGGGCAAAAGCGAGAAA
Molecule: messenger RNA, 904 nt
Organism: Syzygium oleosum
Lineage: Eukaryota; Viridiplantae; Streptophyta; Magnoliopsida; Myrtales; Myrtaceae
Product: crocetin glucosyltransferase, chloroplastic-like
Exons: 1
Coding region: 152-619 (155 amino acids)
Source: RefSeq, a predicted model, not a curated record